AUGUCUGUCACCGACGUUGAGACUGAGCCUCACAAGCUCUACGACACCAUCCUCGUUCUGGACUUUGGCUCCCAGUUCUCUCACCUUCUCAUCCGCCGUAUGAGAGAGUUCAACGUCUAUGCUGAGCUUCUGCCGUGUACACAAAAAGCCGCCGACUUGGCCUGGAAGCCCAAGGGUAUCAUCCUGAGCGGUGGUCCUUACAGUGUCUACGAGGAUGGUGCCCCUCACGUUGAUCCCGCCUGGCUGGACUAUGGCGUUCCCAUUCUCGGCAUCUGCUAUGGUAUGCAGGAGCUUGCCUACCGUCUUUCUCCCGAUAACGUUAUUGCCGGCACUGCCCGAGAGUACGGUCUUGCCGUUCUCAAUGCUAGCAAGGUCAGCGGUCACGUCGACCGUCUCUUUGAGGGCAUUGGUGAGGAUAUGCGUUGCUGGAUGUCCCACGGUGACAAGCUCGCCAAGCUCCCCGAUGGCUUCCACACCAUCGCCACUACCAAGAACUCCGAGUACGCCGCCAUCGGCCACAGCGAGAAGCCCAUCUACGCCAUUCAGUUCCACCCCGAGGUCACCCACACCGAAGGCGGUGACAUUAUUCUUAAGAACUUUGCCGUCGGCAUCUGCAAGGCCCAGCAGAAGUGGACCAUGGCCAGCCUCGUCGACCAGUGGAUCACCCGCAUCCGCAACCUCGUCGGUACCAAGGGCCAGGUUCUUGGUGCCGUCUCCGGCGGUGUCGACUCGACGGUCGCCGCUAAGCUGAUGCACGAGGCCAUCGGCGAUCGCUUCCACGCCGUCAUGGUCGACAACGGCUGCCUGCGCCUCGACGAGGCCAAGAAAGUCAAGCAGACUCUCGAGGGUCAUCUUGGCAUCAACCUGACUGUUGUCGACGCCAGCAAGCAGUUUCUCGACGGUCUCGCCGGCGUCACCGACCCCGAGGCCAAGCGCCGCUUCAUCGGCGGCAAGUUCAUCGACAUCUUUGAGGCCGAGGCCGAGCGCAUCGAGAAGGAUGCCGCCCACUCGGACCGUGCCGGCAAGGUCGAGUUCUUCCUUCAGGGUACCCUCUACCCUGAUGUCAUCGAGAGCAUCUCGUUCAAGGGCCCCAGUCAGACCAUCAAGACGCACCACAAUGUCGGCGGUCUGCCCAAGCGCAUGACCGAGGGCCACGGCCUCAAGCUCAUCGAGCCCCUCCGCGAGCUUUUCAAGGAUGAAGUCCGCGAGCUGGGACGCCAGCUCGGCCUCCACGAGGAGCUCGUCAUGCGCCAUCCUUUCCCUGGUCCCGGUAUUGCCAUCCGUGUCCUCGGUGAGGUAACCCCGGAGCGUGUCGAGAUUGCUCGUCGCGCUGAUCAUAUUUUCAUCAACAUGAUCCGUGAGAACGGUCUCUACAACGAGAUUGGCCAGGCCUUCGCCGCUCUCGACCCUAGCCGUGCUGUCGGUGUCAUGGGUGACAAGCGUGUCUACCAGUACAUCAUCAUCCUCCGCGCCAUUCAGACCAGGGAUUUCAUGUCCGCCAACCCUUACCCCUUCGACCACAAGCUGCUAAACGAAAUCUCCACUCGCAUCACCAACGAGGUUGACGGCGUGUGCCGUGUCGUCUACGAUGUCACCAGCAAACCUCCUGGCACUAUCGAGCUGGAGUAG
Messenger RNA from Akanthomyces muscarius, 1629 nucleotides. RefSeq lists its product as uncharacterized. The record is from RefSeq and is a predicted model, not a curated record. NCBI's taxonomy places the organism in Eukaryota, Fungi, Ascomycota, Sordariomycetes, Hypocreales, Cordycipitaceae. The transcript is spliced from 9 exons. The coding region runs from base 1 to 1629 and encodes 542 amino acids. Gene Ontology annotation, molecular function: ATP binding; GMP synthase activity; GMP synthase (glutamine-hydrolyzing) activity. Gene Ontology annotation, biological process: GMP biosynthetic process. Gene Ontology annotation, cellular component: cytosol.